Paramormyrops kingsleyae is the source of this 1112-nucleotide messenger RNA. RefSeq names its product mitochondrial ribosomal protein L47 (gene mrpl47). NCBI's taxonomy places the organism in Eukaryota, Metazoa, Chordata, Actinopteri, Osteoglossiformes, Mormyridae. Gene Ontology annotation, cellular component: mitochondrial large ribosomal subunit; mitochondrial ribosome. Gene Ontology annotation, molecular function: structural constituent of ribosome. Gene Ontology annotation, biological process: mitochondrial translation. The record is from RefSeq and is a predicted model, not a curated record.
AAAACGUAAAUGAAGGCGCUAAGGAGUAAAUGUGAACUUUUUAAAUGGUGACCGUGUUCAUAUUGUAUUUUUUGUUGGGGGGGAGGUUAGAUAAUUCGUACUGGCCAACAUUUCCCAAAGAAGACCGACGCCGGAGACACGGCAUUCAGUGAAACGCCGUGAUGCAUGUUGGGUAAACGUCACAGAUCCAAGAUGGCUGCGAUCAGUGGAGGACGUGUUUUGUCACUUUGCCGUCAAUUUCAGUCAGGAUUUAGGAUAUCAACUUUACCUCUCCAGCGUCCGCAUGUUUUUACCAAACUCGGUCCACUGAGUCCCUGUCCUCAGACUCAUGUGAGGCUGGUUGCACAGUGCCGGUCAUUGUACACGUCCAGCUGCAGAAAAGGACUGGAGGAGUUCUUUGACAUCCCCGAAAACUGGGGGGAGUCGACCGUCAAGUCAGGGGCGCCUUGGACUGCAAAACAACUAAGGACUAAAAGUAAUGAAGAUUUACACAAGCUAUGGUACGUACUGCUCAAAGAGAAGAACAUGUUGCUGUCUAUUGAACAAGAGGCGAAGAGACAAAGGGUCCCGAUGCCGAGCCCGGAGCGCCUGAGGAAGGUGGACAGGUCUAUGAUAAGGCUUGAGACUGUAGUCAGGGAGAGAGAGGAUGCCAUCCGGUUGCUGCAGACUGGCCAGGAGAGAUCUCGCCCAGGUGCUUGGAGAAAAGACCUCUUUGGAAGAACUUACUGGUAUAAAUUUAAGGAGUACCCCAUUCCAUGGUACCUGAACACAAGAUACAAGAGAAAGCGAUUCUUCUCAGCACCAUUUGUUAAUGACUUCAUAAGGCUUCGCAUAGAACAACACAUGCGAAGAAGACGAAGGAAGCGAUUGGCCGAAGCCAAAAGGCACAGCAAACUGAUGGAGAAAUUCCCGAACAUGGUCUCCAAGGCAUGAGGCGCUAAGAACAUGCUUGGAACAUCAUGAACAUGUGACUGAUGUAUGCCUUUAUAUAACAAUGAAGCUUUUUUUUUUUUCUUUUUCUUUAAUAGCCAAAACACACACGUGAGAUUAACUCUGCAAUUCAUGCAGUCUCGCAGCUCUUAAAUCUCAAAUAAAAUUUUACCUCAAAUGCA